Messenger RNA from Priapulus caudatus, 3375 nucleotides. RefSeq lists its product as uncharacterized. The transcript is spliced from 11 exons. Lineage: Eukaryota; Metazoa; Priapulida; Priapulimorpha; Priapulimorphida; Priapulidae. Gene Ontology annotation, biological process: maturation of LSU-rRNA from tricistronic rRNA transcript (SSU-rRNA, 5.8S rRNA, LSU-rRNA); maturation of 5.8S rRNA from tricistronic rRNA transcript (SSU-rRNA, 5.8S rRNA, LSU-rRNA). Gene Ontology annotation, cellular component: nucleolus. The annotation marks the transcript as partial. The record is from RefSeq and is a predicted model, not a curated record.
GCUUGGAUGCUGUCUUCAAGGCUGUACGAAUUCAUUACUGGAGAAUUCUGAUUGGUUGGAUGCUGGAACCGGAAGGCUUAGAUGAUGAUGUCACUGAUGAUGCCUUAGCUAGCAUAAUGACAUCACUGCUCCUGAGUCAUACAUUAGAUGAAGCCAGCUUGGUGGAGCUCACAGAAGUUAUGCACACCAUCAUUGGUCAGCAUGUCGGUGUACUAGCCAAUAGGAUGAAGGCUUACAAACACCUAUAUGAAGCCGUGCUGCCACCAAAGCCACAGCCCAGCCACGGCCGGCGAGGGUUGCCAGGAGACCACGAGCCAGGGCGAUUAGACAGUGAGGGUCAGACCGAAGACCACGAACAGGCGAACGGAGAGGCGUCGGAGAAUGCAGACGACACCAGGGGGCGGCGCGGCGCGGCGUUCGUCGCAAACUACAUGCGAUUCGUCGCGAACCAUCUCGCGAGCAAGCAAGAUGUGGAAGCGUGCCGCAAGGUGGCAGCACUAGCCGUCGAACAAGCGAACGUGCUCGUGGAGACGCGUGCGGUGUGCGCGGCGGCCAUGCAGGAAGAGGUGGCUGGCUGCUGGAGUCAGUUUGUGAAACUCCUGCUCAGGCAUCUGUACGAGAAUGAUUCAGCGCUGAAACUUAUCGGCGCCCUCUGUUGGCUGAUGUACGAGUCGAACGCCGGCGCCACCGCCGAGGGCGCGCUCGCUGUUCAGACGAUCCACCAGAUGGCGUUGAGCCACUCGCAGUUUCUGUCGGUGAUGCUGGACGAAUCAGGAUGCAUGCGGGCGACGAAAGCCGCGCUAGUGUCGCUCAUGAUGAUGCUGGUGACCUUUGACCCCGCCUGCUGUGAGUCAUCACACGUCGCCGUGCUGCUGGGAGGUUACGCUGCAACGCUGAGUCACACAGACCGACAGCUGCUCCAUCUAGUGGCGCUGUAUGAAACUAACGGUGUGAGUCUCCAGGAGCACAGACCAUUCUUCUGGGGACCGCCCGCCAUUGAACAUUACAACGCGCGUAAGGACGUCGCGCCGUCGCUGUGGAAAGAAGCCAAGAUGGACGCCGUGCUGGAACUGCUGAGUGAGGAGCGUAUGAUGAACCUAGCGACUAACUUCCCGUUGUCACGGCGACUGAGCGAGGACGUCUGCCACGCGACGCUGCACGGCCAAUCAGAGGACGCGUACGAUCCGUGUUUCCUGCUGCCGUUGUUCAGCCAUCUGCUGUCGCCCGGGAAACUCGUCAACUGCACCAAGUUCGUAGAGGUGAACGCCCUCGGCGUGACCUUGGCCGCGCUCGGCAGUAAGGACGCUGCGAUGCGUGGCGCCGCCUACCAUGUGCUCGUGUCGUUCUACCAGCAGCUAGAGGGCAGCACUCGUGCCUCCGAGACGGCGCAGCUCACGCACCUGCUCGAGUGCGUGCGCGACGGCAUCCGCGUAGCCAAUCAGAAGCUGCCGUCGGUCGUUGCCGUGUUCCUCGCGCGGGCCGUGCGACUGCUGCUGACACCUGCGAAGGAUAAGUCAGCGCAGGAUAGCAUCAGCAUCAUCAUCACCAUCAUCAUCAUCAUCGACAUGACCGUUGUUGUUCCUUGUCAGCGAGGUUUCCACGGCGACCGCAUGCGCGAGAUCGUCGCUGUCGUACACACACUCCAGCAGCAUGAGGUGAUGCGCAGAAACCCGUACCUCCGUCACCAGUUCGCCGAGCUGCUGCUGGCGCUCCUCCCGCACCUAAGCAGGGUUGGAGUAAGUGCUGCGACCUGGUGUCAGUAUUUAGAGAUGCUGUCCAUCUUCCUGACAAAACCUGGUGCAAAGGCAGUAAAAGUGCCGGAAGCGGAGGAUGAGGAAGGGGAGGAGGCGGAGAAAGAGAAAGAGAGCGAGGAAACUUUGGAAAUUGCCGAGGUUAGACUGACGCUCACGCAGGUAGUGGGUCUGCUGUGUCAGCAAGUUUGCAUAAGCGGUACCAGACUAAGUUUGCUGAGCAAACUGCAGCCGCCAUCACCGAAGGAGCAUGCGACGCGAGGUCACAUGGUGUCGGCAACCACGGACGAGAAGCGCAGCAGUGCACGCCAUCUGGUGGCCAUACUGCUCCACUGGGAGCCAACGUCGACGCUAACGCCACCUGCCGGUGAAAUCCUGCGUGGCGAAGCGUCGACGGAGAACGCCGCGCCGCCGCUGUCGAUUCCCGGUGUAGAGGGCGCCGCUGAAACCAUGACAGGUCGACGCACACUCCCGGACGUCACGACCGUCGUCGUCGCCAUCUUGGAGUGGUUGCUAGGCGACGCGCACGCGACGCUCAGCGACAAGUGUGCCGUGCUGCGCUGGACGAUGAGUCUGCUUUGUCUUGUCGCCGCGGCAACAUCAGCGGUUGCCCACGACGACGACCUCCUGUCGCGACUCCUUCGUCUCUACCCAGAGAUUGUCGCCGAUACGGCGGAGCCAGCAGAUGGCGCUACUAGACACAGCGCCAGUGCUUCGAAGCCAGUAGGUGGCGCAGCUGUAGAUGGCACCGGAGUCCCACAGCCAGUAGGAGGUGCUAGCCUGCAGCCGCCACUAGAUGGCGCCACCGUGGACAGCACCGACGCGCGUCUGAGAGUGCUGGGGAACUUUCUGAGGAUGCUAUUGGCUAGCGGAGACGCGUGGGAGGACGGGCGGCGAGGCGUCGUCACGGAAACGUGGCUCAUGGCUGAGAAGGUCGCGAGCGUCUGUACGGCUUGAGCGGCGGGCGUGACGUUGUAAACUCGUGAACAUCACGUUCGUAGCGCGCGAGACCAGACUGAUGUUUCAGUGACUGACACAGAGUCUUAGGUUGUUAAGGGAGACCCGGAUCCAUUCGAAAUAGAAGCGAAGGGAAUAUAUUAAUUCUGCAGAAUAAUUACUAGGAAAGUAAUAUUAGGAGUAAAUUCAUUUUAUUAUAAAACCAUGUAACUAUAGAACCCGUUGUAAACAAUUACGACAACUUGUAUUGUACUGUAUUGUAUUGUACAAAUACGUGACAAAUUGUCUUUGUCACGAGCUAUAUUUUGUUAGUUGCUCUGGCUUGUCACCAGGUGGCAGCAGGUGACAAGAGCCACUGACAAGCAACAAGCAGCUUUGUUCAGCUUGACAAAAAUGUUUAGACCGCGGUUGUCGAAACUUGUUAACAGGUUAUAAUUACAUGGAUAUAUUAGAAAAUGAAUUUAAUUACUCCUAAUAUUAUCGUGAUAUGGCUGAUGAAUGUAUAUUUCAUGGUUAUUUACUUUGGUUGAAAGCUUGAGCGGCCGAAUGAAAGCUUGCCCGGAAGUAUCGAUUACAAGAUCGAUUCAAUGUCACAAUCAAGAUUCGCGCGAUGUGUGUGUCGACAUAUUUUGUACCACAUGUUUGUUAAAAAAACGUUGCCUUAAAA